AUCCUUUCUCUUCUCAGGUCGGAUUUAAUCCGGAGACAAAGUUCGGAACAAUGAGAAUUGGUCCGAGUCUGCUGACAACAAGCCUGUCUCUCCUUUAUUUGAUCGGGGUGGCGGAGAAAACCGUGCUGGCUAUCGAGGAGAGCCCGGCUUCGCCGAUGAAUCUUCAGCAUUACAACACGAUGUUGAAUUCCAUGGGGUUCGACGAUCCCCUGCCCGAGAAGAGAGCGUACACCUACGUCUCCGAGUACAAGAGGCUGCCGGUGUACAAUUUCGGCAUUGGGAAACGUUGGGUCGACGCGAACGACAACAAGAGAGGGCGGGAGUACUCGUUCGGCCUCGGCAAACGCAGACAGUACAGUUUCGGUCUGGGUAAACGCAACGAGAACGCGGACUACCCGGUCAGGCUGAACCUGGACUAUCUUCCGGUGGACAAUCUGGCCUACUACACGCAGGAGAACCUGGACGACCUUCUGGAGGAGAAACGAGGCAAGCCCUACAGCUUCGGGCUGGGCAAGAGGGCGGCGCACGCGAACGGUGGACAGCCGAUCGGCUCGAAGAGACCCAACGACUUGCUCAGCCAGAGAUACCACUUCGGCCUUGGCAAGAGGAUGCCCGAGGACGAUGAGGACUCGUCGCAAUAGGACCGAAUUUUCUCUCGAACGGCGUCGCCGACCCAAUGUAUGGCAAUGUAGCUCUAAUUCGAUGUCGCAGAGUUUUGUUGUCAGACGAAGCAUACCAAUAUACAAAAACACAGAAACACGCAGAAAUAAAGAACGCACGUUCCGACAGUUUUCACUCGUCCCACCGCGAUUCCUCGUAUUCGUUCUAUUCUCCUCGCCGAAUUUUGUUUCAUUAGGCCUCGGAAAGAAACAUCUCGCAACAAGUUCUUCGCCACACGAUUCCGGAGAACCGGAACGAAAAGGAGAAAACCGCGGAGCUGGGUAGAUAUCAGUUUCAUUGUUUCAAACGCUUCGUCGAGGUUCAAUCAAGUGUAAUGUGAUCAAAUGUAACGUAAAAAAUGUAUUUUGAAUAAUCAGUUUGACAGUCAGUUUUGUUUUCAUGCUGAAGGUCCCGAGAUCCCCCGUAGCGAUUAUUUUUGUACGUACGGCGACGUCUGGCACGACUUGAUGUUUGUACGAAUGGAAAAUGUUUUGGAGAUUCGAUCGAACCGUGAAUGAGAGAACGCCGCACGUCAUUAGUGACUUUAUAUUAGUGUUUAAGGUUCACUGCUUCUUCUCCUUUUUUUUUUUUUUUUUUUUUUUUAAUCUACAUUUCACGCAUUUCUUCUGCCGUCAUAAAUAUACCUAAAUCCUGCACCUGUCGAUGGCGAUUCCAUUUGUUUGCGAUUGUGACACGCGGCGUUCUUUUCUUUCUUCUUUCUCCCAAUCACAGUUACAUGAAUUUGAAGGUUGACCCUUUUUAUCGUAUCGAGAGAUUCCGUUCCCAUCUUGACGAAACGAGUUAAGUGGUUUUCAUCAUCUUGAUGUAAGUUCGUUCUACCAAAUCAACUGUAAUACCACACGACGAUAAUGGCAACUUUUCGAAACGACGAGAUGCGACGAGAUGUCUCGUUUCUCUUUAAUUUUAUUUUACUUUGCGAAUUGUUGCAAACGACUAUAGCAGUUGUUCUAAUUGUAACAUACUUUGUCUAGGUAAAUGAUUGACAUUGUUCAGUGUAAAUCGAAUUUAUCCAGCUCUCCCUCCUUCUCUCGAUUAUUAUUACUAUUCUUUUACGAUACCUACUUGCGACUAUGAAUUUGAAUGAAGCUAUCAUUUGCAGCGAGACAUCCGGAAACCAUCGAACUGCAUCCGACUUCACCGAACCGUUAGAAACCACACUACUGAAUGUACUGAAUUAUAGUUUUACGCAACUUGUCGAAUAAAAAGUAACUAGAUAUUGUAUUA
Molecule: messenger RNA, 1905 nt
Organism: Frieseomelitta varia
Lineage: Eukaryota; Metazoa; Arthropoda; Insecta; Hymenoptera; Apidae
Gene: Apime-ASTA
Product: allatostatins
Exons: 2
Coding region: 51-641 (196 amino acids)
Source: RefSeq, a predicted model, not a curated record